Messenger RNA from Budorcas taxicolor (takin), 739 nucleotides. RefSeq names its product RNA polymerase I and III subunit D (gene POLR1D). NCBI's taxonomy places the organism in Eukaryota, Metazoa, Chordata, Mammalia, Artiodactyla, Bovidae. Gene Ontology annotation, biological process: DNA-templated transcription. Gene Ontology annotation, molecular function: DNA-directed RNA polymerase activity; protein dimerization activity; DNA binding. The coding region runs from base 122 to 487 and encodes 121 amino acids. The record is from RefSeq and is a predicted model, not a curated record. Gene Ontology annotation, cellular component: RNA polymerase I complex; RNA polymerase III complex. The transcript is spliced from 3 exons.
UCUUCCGUCGGUCCUUCCUUCCUUCCUUCCUUCCUGCCUGCCGCGCCCGCACGCUUCGAGGCAUGGGGCAGAGCCUCCGGCCGGCCCGCGCCACCUGAGGAUCCCGGAAGCCGCCCCCGCCAUGGAAGAGGACCAGGAGCUGGAGAGGAAAGCAAUAGAAGAGCUGCUGAAAGAGGCAAAACGUGGGAAAACAAGAGCAGAAACAAUGGGACCAAUGGGCUGGAUGAAGUGUCCUCUUGCCGGGACAAAUAAAAGAUUUCUAAUUAACACAAUUAAGAACACCCUGCCUUCCCACAAAGAGCAAGACCACGAACAAAAAGAGGACAGCAAGGAACCGGCGAAAAGCCAGAGCCAGAAGGAGGAAGGGCGCCAGAAGCACCGGUCUCACCCGUACAAGCACAGCGUCCACGCCCGGCGCUCUCCACCCGGGAAGCGGGGGAAGCGGGGCGGCCAUGAGAAGUCGCACACGCGGUCCAGCAAGCGGUGAGGGGGGGGCCCGGGGCCCAGCGAGACCCUCCCAGCGCCCGGGCCUGGGGUGGUGCGGAGACACCAGGACGGGUUUACAGCAGGGCCUCAGUCCUGACGGCGGACAGUCACCCGAGGCUCCACGAUGGAAGGAGCACAGCCACGUCCCGGCAGGUUUAAGCGGCUUCGGCAGUGUAAUAUACAUUUGUCUGGGUUUUCUUCUGUCUUGUUUGGAAGUUGGUUUCAAAAUAAAUCUAGAAUUUACAAGUUUUCG